Stereum hirsutum FP-91666 SS1 is the source of this 2186-nucleotide messenger RNA. RefSeq lists its product as uncharacterized. Bases 36 to 2186 code for a protein of 716 amino acids. Gene Ontology annotation, molecular function: ATP binding; ATP hydrolysis activity. The record is from RefSeq and is a predicted model, not a curated record. The transcript is spliced from 6 exons. Gene Ontology annotation, cellular component: mitochondrion; cytoplasm. NCBI's taxonomy places the organism in Eukaryota, Fungi, Basidiomycota, Agaricomycetes, Russulales, Stereaceae.
CCUCCUGCUAGUGUUAGUAGCCUUUGAGUCUCACCAUGCGCCUUCGCCUCCGACGACUUCCAAGCGGACAUCAUCAGCUUCAGUAUCCAACACUCUCGCAUAAACACGAGCGACGUAUUUUUUCCCGAUUUUACUCGACAGGGACUUCAGAUGACUCGAAGGCGGGGCUCCCUCAACCUAGCGAUCUCUUGGAACAGUACAGAGGGCUCGUAGCACUAGGAAAGUUAAAAUAUGACCCCGAACAGGUCAGAGUAAUAAUGCAUCUCAGGAGGUUGCAGAGGGAUCUGGUUGACUAUGCGCCUCCGGUCUUACCACCGAGAUAUCUACGAGGGGAACCACAAUCCCAGGACAGCUUAAAUAAGGUAGGAAGCGAAGGAGAUCCAGAGGACGGUGAACCUUGGUGGUCAUACAGCCGGAAGGAGGAGACGGAAAUUGAGACGAGAGCAUUGACGAGAGUGAAGAGCCAUGUGGAGGAGUUGACAGAGUUGGAUACGCCAAAGGGCCUCUUUCUCACCGGCCCUCCAGGCUCCGGUAAAACCAUGCUCAUCAACAUGUGGUUCGCCUCCGUCCCCACACCCUACAAAGCCCGUAAACACUACAGUCAACUCAUACUCGAGAUAUACCGAGCGGCAUGGGAAGAAACGCAACGGCGUAUGUCAGCCAUACAUACUUCGCCGCAAUCUUCUCCACUACAUUCUACGUCCUCCGAGGAAGAAAGACCCCGCUGGACGAAAGGUAUUCGGGAACAUUGGCGCACACUCGUUAAUACAGGCUCACUUCCGACCUCUUGGACCCGUUAUCCCUCCUCCCGAGCAAAUUUGAGCUCGAUGUCGGCGGCAUCCCAGGAUCCACCGAUAGCAUUCGUAGUCGCCAAACGGCUCUUAUUACACCAUUGGCUCCUCGUCUUCGACGAGGUCCAACUCCUCGACGUUUCUAGCGCCACGCUCCUCGCUGACGUCUUAUCGUGGUUCUGGCGGAUGGGGGGCGUAGUCGUCGGGAAUUCUAAUAAGGUGCCGAAGGACUUGUAUUUGGGGGGAGUCGCGAGGGAGAGGUUGGAAGGUUUUGUGGAGGCGUUGGUGGGGAGGUGUCCGGUCGUUGAGAUGGGUGCCGGUGGGGAGGAGGCGAGGGAUUGGAGAGAGGUUAGGGCUGGGGAGAGUGAGGGGAGGAGGUCAUGGUUUACAUAUGGUGAGGAGCGUGAGUUUGAAGAGAUGAUUGAAAAGGUUACGGAGGGAUCACAAUCUUCUGUUCCUCAAACCGAUACACUGCAUGUCUUUGGUCGACCACUUCACGUUCCAUGGACUCUUAGAGACGCCUGCAAGUUCUCUUUUGCCGAGCUCUGUGAUCAGUCGCUAGGCACUGCCGAUUACUUGACCAUCACCUCGACCUAUCGUACCAUCAUCAUCACGGACAUCCCAAUCCUGAAGCUCUCCUCGAAGAACCAAGCCCGUCGCUUCAUCUCGCUCAUCGACGCGCUCUACGAAUCGCGAUGUAAUAUCAUGUGUCUCGCAGAAGCCGAACCUGAACAUCUUUUCUUCCCCGAGGCCGUUGAACCAGCUAAUUCAUCCGAUGCGACUGCUUCUCAAGACGGCGUUGGUAGUGUGGCAUUGAGUGGAACUGAAGGGGGAAUUCAGCAGGUGAACGACGACGUAGAUGUGAUGAUGGCCGAGUCGGUGUGGGAGACACAAGACGGGUACAGACCGAAUAUCUCGAGCUACGCGGAGCCAAAGAUGAGGGAGGAAAAGGCGCCACCGGCGGCUCCACUCGCUCUGGAGACGUUAUCCAUAUUUUCCGGCAAAGAUGAGCAAUUCGCGUAUAAACGUGCGUUGUCCAGAUUACUCGAGAUGACGAGUUCAAGCUAUGCGGCGGAGGAACUAUGGAUGCCGUUGCCCUCGACCGUACGCAAGUGGGAAGGAACGGGCUCUCGUGCUGCUAGUACCGAGUCCGUUUCAUCCACGAUUGCGAAGCCUGGGUCCCAGAGGGCGGGCGAGACGGGUGGACGAGAUGUGGGCGACUUUGCUGCAGAGGCUGCAUAUUCUGGAUCGACAUCGGCGCCUUUUAAAUCAAGGCCUGAGGCGCCGAGGAUAAGAGAACAUCAUAUGUGGGGCGUAGGUGGAUUUGAUCUGCCAGAGGAGGAGAUAGACGGCAUCGAUGUAAAGCAUACGGACUCUCAGGACAACAAGAAGUGA